Poecilia latipinna (sailfin molly) is the source of this 715-nucleotide messenger RNA. RefSeq names its product leukocyte immunoglobulin-like receptor subfamily A member 3. Gene Ontology annotation, molecular function: transmembrane signaling receptor activity. The transcript has 3 exons. Gene Ontology annotation, biological process: immune response; cell surface receptor signaling pathway. NCBI's taxonomy places the organism in Eukaryota, Metazoa, Chordata, Actinopteri, Cyprinodontiformes, Poeciliidae. The annotation marks the transcript as partial. The record is from RefSeq and is a predicted model, not a curated record. Gene Ontology annotation, cellular component: external side of plasma membrane.
UGUGAGAUCCAGAAAGAUGAAGGACCUCAGUGGGCGUAUUAUUGGAGCAUUAACAGUGGAAACCCUACACCAUCCAAUGAAUUCAAGAUCAACACAGAUACUGAGUCCUACAGUGGAGAAUAUCAAUGUUCGGGUAGAAGAAACAAUCAGCUAACAGAAUGGAGUGAUGCCUUCAGACUGCCAGCUUUAUCUGCUAAACCCAAAGCCACAGUAACACCAGAGAAAAUAUUCCUGCCAGCAGGGGGCAGUGUGACACUGACCUGCUCUGUUUUUAACUCUGACGGCUGGAAGUUUGACUGGUUCAGACAAAACUCAGAGUUUUCUACAGCUCAGCUCAUCAGAAACAAUGAACCAGAUGCAGUCCUCAGUGUCUCAGAUGAAGGUGUUUACAGCUGCAGAGGAGGAAGAGGAGAUCCAGUUUUCUACACUGAAUACAGCAAUGAAGUCGACGUUAAAACUGUCUCCAUUUAUGUGACCCUGAAACCCAACUGGCCUCAUAUAUUCAGUGGAGAGACGGUCACUCUGACAUGUGAGAUCAAUGGAGGAGGAGAAACUCAGUGGACGUAUGAGUGGAGGACAAAUGACCAAAACUCUCCAACAUCCAGUGAAUAUAGGAUCAACGACGUUACUGAGUCUGACAGCAGAGAAUACAGCUGUAGAGGAAGAGGAAACCAUCAGUUCACACAAUGGAGUGAUAAUUACUCAUUAACUGUUU